Toxotes jaculatrix (banded archerfish) is the source of this 6441-nucleotide messenger RNA. It is a transcript of the gene ttyh3a, whose product is annotated as tweety family member 3a. The coding region runs from base 431 to 2005 and encodes 524 amino acids. The record is from RefSeq and is a predicted model, not a curated record. The transcript is spliced from 17 exons. Gene Ontology annotation, cellular component: plasma membrane. Gene Ontology annotation, molecular function: intracellularly calcium-gated chloride channel activity; volume-sensitive chloride channel activity. NCBI's taxonomy places the organism in Eukaryota, Metazoa, Chordata, Actinopteri, Toxotidae.
GGCCGGGCCGGGCUGGCUGCCAGCUGGGCUAAUGUCGUGAACAGUCGCCGUGUUGGCUCCCGUCUCCCCGCACUCCAACUGUAACUGUGGACGGAGGUUUUACACGGAGGGUCUUGUUUGAGGUGCUGCGGUGGAAUAAGACUGCAAGACACGAACGGAGGAAUUACCAGCCAAACAAACAAAACAAAAAAACAGGAUGUAAUGUUAACAAACCGCAAAGGAGAAUGUCAAGAGGAACAAAAGAGACUUCUUGUUGUUGUUCGAGUCUCAGCGGACUGAACUAACCAGCGGCUAAACCGGCUAACGUUAGCUGAGUUAACGCUAGCUACAUUACAGACAGACUUUAUGAAGUGGAUUCCCCUGCCUAUUUACAGUUUCAAGCAGUUUGCUUGUUUGUCUGCUGAGCGGAUCUCACUGACAUUUACUCGCCAUGGCAGCAGUGGUUAGCUACUCUCCACCAUGGUGGGUGAACCUGCUACACAGACUCCCCCAUUUCAACCUCAAGUUCGAGCAAACCAGCAGUGAUUUCCGACCGGAGGACUGGACAUAUCAACAGUCCAUCCUGUUAUUGGGAGGUGUGGCGCUCGCCUGUCUGGCCCUGGACCUCCUGUUUCUGCUCUUCUACUCCAUUUGGCUGUGCUGCCGGCGAAACAAAAAUGUGGAGCAGCCCAACGCUGAUUGCUGCUGCACGGCCUGGUGUGUCAUCAUAGCAACACUUGUCUGCAGCGCUGGCAUUGCUGUCGGUUUCUAUGGGAACGGCGAGACUUGUGAUGGAGUGAAUCGGCUGACGUAUUCCCUGCGCCAUGCUAACCGCACUAUCACUGGGGUGCAGAAGCUGGUAUAUGACAGUACAUCCUCAUUGAACCAGACAGUAGAUGACAAUCUGCAACAGCUUGAGACCCAGUAUGAGCAGCAUGCGGACUACCUGUCCAUCAUCCAGAAGCUUCAAGGCCAGCUGGACGAGCUGGUCAGACAGAUGGCGGAGAUUCCCUUCUGGGACAACACCAACAUCUCCCUGGAGGAGCUCGCCGUCAAUAUUGAGCUUUAUGACUGGUACAGGUGGCUGGGCUACAUAGGCCUGCUACUGUUCGACGUCCUCAUCUGCCUUCUGGUGCUGUUUGGCCUCAUUCGCAACUCCAAGGGAACACUCGUAGGGGUGUGCUUGUUUGGUGUAGUGGCUUUGGUUAUCAGCUGGGUCUCCCUGGGGCUGGAGCUAGCCGUCUCUGCGACCUCCAGUGACUUCUGUGUCGCUCCUGACACGUAUGUCACCAAAGUGGCAAACCAGUAUGGAGUCAUCAAUCAAGAAAUCCUGCAGUACUACCUUAGCUGCAGUGUGGAACAAACCAACCCCUUCCAGCAGAAGCUUUCCGGGAGCCACAAAGCAUUAGUAGAGAUGCAGGAUGAUGUGUCCGAGCUGCUGCGCUCUGCCACCAGAGAGUAUAAACAAACUAAGGGAAGUUUGGAGGAGAUCCAGGGGAUUCUGAACACCACGGAGAUCAGCCUACAUCAGCUUACUGCACUGGUGGACUGUCGCAGCCUGCACAUGGACUACGUCCAGGCCAUGACGGGUCUGUGUUAUGAUGGACUGGAAGGCCUCAUCUACCUCGUGCUCUUCUCCUUCGUCACUGCUCUCAUGUUCACCUCGAUAGUUUGCAGUGUGCCUCACACCUGGCGGGGCAAGAGGAGCGAGGAGGACAGCGAGGACGAGUCUCUGAGCCAUGGAGGGAGGCAAAACCAUGAUAACCUGUACCGGGUCCACAUGCCCAGCCUGUACAGCUGUGGCAGCAGCUACGGCAGCGAGACUUCCAUCCCUGCUGCUGCCCACACCGUCAGCAAUGCACCGGUUACAGAGUACAUGGCUCAGAACGCCAACUUCCAGAACUCUCGCUGUGAAAACACGCCCCUGAUCGGACGAGAGUCUCCUCCCCCCUCGUACACCUCCAGCAUGCGGGCAAAGUACCUGGCCAACAGCCGACCAGACCCUAACAACCCUCCAGCGCACUAGACAACACUGGACUCGUCCCGUCUUCAGCACUGACGUCUCUAAAGUUACAUUCAGUCUCCCAUCCCAGUCAGUCACUCAGUCUUUUUCCUCAUAGAUGAUUUUCCAGUCAGUCGCUCCACCUCCUGCUUCCCUCCACCGUUAACUGUCUUAAUCGACUUGUAAUGGAAAACCAAAACUUGCUCUCGCUGGUUGGUUGAAGCAAAACGUGAGGACAUCCAUCAAAUCUCAUCUCAUGAGUCUCAUGCAGAAGGUUUUUAUCCAGUUUCCACAGUCAUCAGUGGUGCUGGGAAUUUAUCUGAUGUGACGGAGCUUGGCCUGACUUCUGCACUCCAGUUUUAAUUUUUUUAUUUUUACCUGAACGCACCAAGAUAUGUACAGUUACACACAUAAACACAUAACAAGGCAUUGCAGUGUUGAGGACUCUGGAAGUGCUCACAGACCAACACUGAUUACUACUGGUUGUUGUUGUUUUGUUUUGUUUUGUAAAGUACUGUACUGCGGCCUCGCUCAUUCCUGUGCGAGAGUGAGAGAAAUGCCUUGCGUAUAAAUACGGGAGGAAUCAUUUCUUCAGACCUGAGCAGCAGAUAUCGUUUCUCAUUACACACUCACCAUAGAUCAAACCGUCGGAGUUUAGAUUAAUUUCACAGUGCAGCAUCUCAGUUGCUCAGGUUUUCUUUCUGCUUGUGGGACUUAAAAUGCAAACAUGAUAUUUGCAUUUUUCUCCUGACAUACCGUAAAUCACUUAUGCACAUUGGCUUGUUUUUGCAUCUUGUCUUAAAUCUGAUGUCUGGGACCAGUUUUCCUGCAGAGUUGCACGUCGUACAGGUCUGAUACAGAUCUUUUAGUUUCCUUAGGACACGGUUAUUUCCUGUGGCAUUUUUUUUUUAAAUACAUUUUUUAUGAGCCACUUUUCCACAGCAGUGACUGUAACUUGUGAAGCUGUGAACUUGAUGCUCUCAGAGGAUUUGAUAUAGGCUGCGUGACGGAAAUGCAGCUGGGAUGAUGAUGUUCAUCCAAAAAAAAAAAAGGAUUGAACCAUAAUGAGUUUGACAAAGGCGAGAAGAUUUUAUACUACUGGAAACAGAAGCUUGUUUUUCUUCUUGUUUUUUUUUUUCAGCCCUUUGAAGACGACGGUGAAGCACUGGAAUACAGAGGAGUGUGUGUUGUCUACUAUUAUUACUCCAGACUUUUCUAAGAUAAUUUGCAGUGCCCUCUCUUCACCAGACUGCUUGUAAUUCUCUCCAUGUCUCUGCUAAGUUGUGAAGCUUCGCCUCCCUUCAACAGAACUGGGAAUUGUACACUUACACACACACACACACACACACACACACAUCCUUGAGUCUUUCCGGCAACGAUCUCCUCCACCAAGUGCAGCAGUUUAGAAAUGUUAGAGUUAGAAAUGCCACUCACUGAUUCUCCCAACAGGAGUUUUAAUGCACGUCUGUGUGAAAGUAUGCAUAGCACAGUUUCUCAGAGACUUUCCAAGAGAAACCUUAUGCAUUGGCAGUGCAGUGUCUCACAAAUGUGUUUUAGCAUUUAUAAGGACAGUAGGUAAGGGUGAGUGGAUGCUGUGAAGGGAUUGAACUCUUCCUUCUAUAUAAUCCGGAAAUUGUUCCUGUUGAAGCAUGUCGAGCCUUCCAAUGUGGAGUGAGACGUUUGUGCUUCUGCAGCUUCAACUUUCUUCUCUUACAGUAGAUGUGCUUUGUGACCAGUACAAGAGGUGAUUUCUGAGACUGUGCCAACAAGUUAAGCACAACUCUUUUACUAUCUGAAUAUCUUUUUAAAUGUCUUUACUUUAGGGCUGUUGGUGAAGUUCACAGCUCCUGGUUGCCUCCGCAAUCGAACAAGAAAAUGAGCCUGAUUUUUCCGAACAUUUACGCUCUGUUAGACAUUAUUACACUGACGCGAGCUUUCUGUUCUUCGUAGUGGUCAUAUUCUCUUUGUUGUUUUUUCUGCAGAGCUGUUGUACAGAUUGUAAACAUUUACAAAAUGAAAAAAAAAAGGCAAAAAAAAAAAUACUGAAAUUGACAUUUCAUUUUUUAUUUCUUAAAAAUCUUUUUUCGCAUUUUUUAAUUUUUUUUUUAUUUGAUUUGCUCGUAGAUUUUUUUUAAAUUUUAUAAUCUGUAGUGAAAUGUGUUGCUUCAUUAACGUGAAAAUGGUAGAUUGUAAUUUUUCUUUUUUUUUUAAUCAGGAAAAAAAAUCACAGUAGAUGUAUUAAAAAAACUGAUGACAUCAUUUUUGCAAUCUCUAAAAUGUGUACAUGUAAAACCUGUGGUUCUAUUGAGCUUGAAUGCUGUUUUAAAAUUAAACAAACCUUAACUGUAGUGCACCAGCUCACUGGAUUUCUUUGUGUUAUAGAGAGGCUGAUGCGUCCCAACAUCCUGACCAGGAACAGACACUAGUGCAGUGACAGACCGCAGGCUUGCAUGCAGAUCACUCUGAGCGUGGCAGAAAGGCAGUUUUUGUGUUCCUGACCUCUCUGGGCUGACAGCAGGCAAGAGGUCAGUGUCAGCACCGGGCCACCAGUCUGGUUUUGUCAGCUUCCUUCAUACCGCCGGCCAGCUGCUGUCGCCCCGAACACUGACUUCUCAUGUGGGAGCCUGGGGGCUGGAAUGGGAUAUGAAAAGACACAGAGGGAGCGGAUCUUCUGUUUUUAAUCUUCUUAUCUUCACAUAUUUGGACCAGGCUUUACUAUGUUUUAUCAUUUGACCUAUAACUGAACUUGUCAUUAUUUACUCAGACUAUGUUUUUUUAGUGUAAACUACAAACUUAGACUACUAAAAUAUUAAAUCACACCAAUUUUGGGCACUAUGUUCACAAAGUUUUACCUAAUCUUCUGAGGUAUUUUCUGUCUCUAAAGAUGAGUAUAGAGAUUACAUCAUCUCCUGGGCUCCCUGCUGUUUAUUGUGGGGGGCUGAUCUAAACAAAGCAGUAAACAAACAAAGCAUGACGGAGGCUGAGAGGUUUUUACAACCCGUCUUACACACAGACCCAGAGAUGCAAAUGAAAUUUCACACGGUCUCACUGUCGAGGAAAUUGAAUUACCGUGCUUGUUGCUGGACUGGAGGAAUGCAUUACUAAUGCUUUGAGGUGAGGAGCUGAAUGAUGAGGGAGGAGGGAGAGGGGAGACCGUGGGGAGGGAGUGCCUCCACCCUUUGACUCCCCCCUCCACCCCCAAGGACGCUUCCUGAGUCUGGCUGGGCUCUCUGCCAGACGGUCAGACCACAGCUCUCUUUCUAACUCUGUCUUCUCACUGCCAGGCAGCUGUACGACGGCCAGGAGACACACGAGAGAACUGAAACUGCAAAGGACAGGAAUUCCAUUUAGAAAUGCACUCGUUUUAUCAGCCUGAAUAACAGAGCAGGCAGCAUCUCAGACCCUGCUAUAGAUAUUGUGACAGAUGAGACGUCCUACGUGGUGAGUGCAAACGCAGGAUGUGAGCACCUUUGUGUUCUGCCUCUGGAGGGAAUCCUACCUCUUUGUUGCUUGCGAUUUAAAGGGAGUCAAGGAAACAGGGUGCCUGGUUUGUCUCUUUUGUGGCCGGGCUCAGGGGGAGGCAGCUGUGUCCUGGGAGUCAGCGCUCACGUUAUUCACACCUCACCUCCUCCUUUGUGCACAUCACCCGGACCAGUCAGUGGGAGCACGUACCCAGCGAAGGAUUUACGGAGCUGUCUGGUUAUCCCUCUCCUCACCUUUUUACUCCACACACAGAGAGGCUCCUGCUCACUGAGUUGCUUCAUGACUUUCUCAAAGCACUUCCCUUUCCUUCCUGUUCUUUUAAAGUUAUCUUAAGUCUUCUGUGUGAAGACUUUUUUCAUGAUCCAGUGGAUCACCGCCUCCUAUAAAACGAACCAGUAUUCAGACUCUUAGGUGAUUUGGGUUAAAAUAAUAUAAAACUUUAAUUUGUGUUUUCAGCCCAUGAUUCCUGUACACCACCUGUCCUGCACCUGAAAUGUGUUGCAGUGAUUAAUCUUCUUACCCUAAGGUUACUGAGAAACUGUCACUUUCUGACGUUGUGCGUCAUCGUUUCCAUCCUGUUUUGCAUUUGUGCAAAGCACCAUGAGUCACUUAUUUUGCUUUAAUGCAAAUUACCUGCAUACAGUAUACCGCAAUAUGAUAAACUGUAUGCUGCUGUACAGAGGACAAUAAAGACUGACAGUUAUCUGGCAGUUUAAAUCACCAGUGCUAAUAAUUAUAAGCAACUCAGAAAAUUAGAUGUGAAAAUUUAGAUGAAAUUAAAAAAAAUCUGGCUUUAUUCCCAAAAUUCUGACAUUCUGUUAAAAAAUAUUGAAGUGACCAGAAUUUUUGAUUCUUGCAGGAUGAUUUGACUUUGCCUUACAAAAACAGCACUUAAUGUGAAAAUUACUCAUUUCCUGCAGUACAUCUUCCAGCUGAGAAAAAAAAAAAAAAAGCUCCUGGUCAACUCGAGACAGAAA